AGAGAGUUAGAGGAAAGAAGGAGGAAAGUGAGCUCUUCUUCAGCGCGACCCAGCUUUCAACAUCAACUUUGAUUGAUUUCAGUUUAUAAUAUUAUCAUCACGCUAUAAAAAUGGUAUAAAUUGCUAGAAAUUUUGAACAAGCCAACUGCGUUAAGUCUGCGAUAUUUUGCCAAAUUUAACUGCCAUUAUCCGGUCCUGGGGGGAAAUUUAGUUAAUAAUAAUGGAUUCCCUAACUAGUCGACGACGUCGAGAUUCUAACGAUGAAGCGGGUCACUGUACGUCAACGCCUUCAAGCUCUUUGUCAUCAUCUUCUUUGUCCCAGGGGAGAGAAAUUGUUCCCGAGCUUUACAAGUCAGCUGGAAGGAAACGAUUCCGAGCGGAACAGCCCGCUAAUGAUGAGGAACGCGAGAUGAUGAGAAGUCUGCCUUGCGAUACAGAAAGCGCACUCCUCCUCCUCAGAGCCCAGUUUCCUUCCCAAGUCUUUCAAGGACGCCUGCCUCCGAUUAUCAUGUACUCUCAGCUGGGAGCCAUCUUGGACAAUCAAUUUCUCAUUGACACUCAGCUCACAAAGUUGGCCAAAGACAACAAGAUUCUCACUUUUUCUAGCUUUACCUCGUCAAACUAUCUCAUCGUUUUCCUGGAUGACUUUGCUAAUUUGGAACGAGAAGGAAUCUUUAAAAGAUUUGUUACUCAAGCUGUUGCUGCCUCUAUGGAUAAUUCCCGUGGAGAAGGGGACGAGCUUAGAAUUACAAGAUCUGUUGAAAACUCUAAAUACUUUUCCAAAGAAAGUCUACGGAAGAGAUGGAAAUUUGAGGAGGACGAAAUUCGAAAACUGGUCAAUGGAGGAUAUCUAGGGAUAAAAGAUAGCGGCUUGUAUUGUAUUAGUUUACCGGGUGCUGGCGAAUUCGUUAAAUGUUAUGAGAAGGGGAAGAAAAGCGUACUUGGGGCCAUCAGAAGGGCGAAAUUUGGAGAAAUAUUACAAACGGAGCUCGAACAAAGACCAAUGAAGAAAACAGCUCCUCUUGGUGUCCAGUACCACACGUUUGAUUUAAUUGGAUCAGGGGAAAUCGUCAGAAUUGCUACAACAUCUGGGCCUUUAUUGCGGGCCAAAAGAAAAGUUUAAUUCUACACUAAUUGGAGCAGAUAAAAUUGACUAUAAAAAAUCGGCUAACAUUGACAUUUAUACUGUGAUCCCAAUGAUCUGUUGUUGUAAUUCUUACAUACAUAAGAUAUAUAGUUUUUGUUACACUAUUACUUGGAAAUAAAUUUAAAUCUGUUUUAACUUUCA
Messenger RNA from Folsomia candida, 1288 nucleotides. RefSeq names its product serine/threonine-protein kinase 19. NCBI's taxonomy places the organism in Eukaryota, Metazoa, Arthropoda, Collembola, Entomobryomorpha, Isotomidae. Gene Ontology annotation, biological process: positive regulation of Ras protein signal transduction; protein phosphorylation. Gene Ontology annotation, molecular function: protein serine/threonine kinase activity. The coding region runs from base 221 to 1123 and encodes 300 amino acids. The record is from RefSeq and is a predicted model, not a curated record. The transcript is spliced from 4 exons.